AUGGACGAUCCCGACCUGUCGUGGCCGGCCUGGAAGUUUGGCCUCAAGAGGGACGAUUUAUUUACGACAUUACACGACCAGUACAACACCAUCACCUACACCCUCCAAGACCCCGAAGCCUUCCACCACGACGUCUACGAAAUCUCCCAGCAUGCGGACACGGCCGAAGAAUUCCAUCGCUUCAUGGCGGCUCGGCAGCGGCAGCGGAUCACCGAACUCGAGGAGUCUCUUGAAUCGCUCGCUGUAGAGAUCAUUGCCAACCCGAAGUUGAUAGGUUCUGACCAGUGGCAGCACGCCGUCCAGCUCUUUCGUACCAAGUCCUACGAUUCCAUUGUUAGAUAUUUUGCAAGCUACCUCCCCGACGAUUACAUUGAGCGCCAUGGACCCGGUUCCGUGGCGUCUACGUCAUCGUCCUUCUCCGAGACCGAUUCUAUUCACACCACCAGCACCAAGGCCAGCAGCGCCGCCGAUGCACCCUACUUUGUCGACGACGACGAUUUCUUUCCCCAUGGCUCCCUUAUGGCGGAGCCUUGCGCAAUGAAUGCGCCAGAUAUGCCUCUUUCACCCGAAUCCGAGGGUUCUCCAGCGGAAUCCGCUGAUUCACCAACAUUCACAUCAACCAACCCACCCUCGCGAUCCAUGUCCUUUUCCGGCUCGGACUCUGGCCGAUUAAGCGCUCGCUUUAUCAGACGGUCUUUGAUUCGCGACGAUGACGACACAUCUCAAUCCGACGACUGCGAUACCACAGUCACAUCUGUCUGUGAUUCUGCAGAGACUCGAUCUUCUUUCGACCCCGCGGAUGUCGCUGACGACAAGGAAGAACUGCCUGUGCGCAUUGUAACAGACGGUGAUGAGGACGACGAUGAGUUUCCUACCGCUCAGCUUCCCGAAGACGAUUUCUGCACUUUAGACUCAUUCGAUACCCCAACCUCUUUCAACAAUACCUCCUAUGAUACCCUUGAAUCCGACACCCCGACCCCCAGGCAAGUUCCUGAAUCAUCAAGUUAUCUCGACUAUAAAAUCCCUACGCCACGAAAAUUAUCCCCAUCUCAACAACGUCCAUCUUACCGUCGCUCCCCAUCACCAAAGUCAUUACUUGGUCGGCGACGAGAGGGGAGCCCUUCCCACGACGUGCGGAGGAGUCCGGAGGAGGCGCUUAGCAGAAUACAGAAGCAACCGCUGGGAGAAUCUAUUCGGAGGAGACCCAAGAGCGGGAGGAGAUGGGGUGCUUGA
Molecule: messenger RNA, 1233 nt
Organism: Trichoderma aggressivum f. europaeum
Lineage: Eukaryota; Fungi; Ascomycota; Sordariomycetes; Hypocreales; Hypocreaceae
Exons: 1
Coding region: 1-1233 (410 amino acids)
Source: RefSeq, a predicted model, not a curated record